Molecule: messenger RNA, 4300 nt
Organism: Notechis scutatus (mainland tiger snake)
Lineage: Eukaryota; Metazoa; Chordata; Lepidosauria; Squamata; Elapidae
Source: RefSeq, a predicted model, not a curated record
AUGCCUACUUUUUUGUUCCUAAAUUUUUUGUUUCUCAUUCAGCCAGCUUUUCAAAUAUCAGACAGUGACACUUUUCUGAUACACAAUGAAAAACUUGAUCUUUGCCUAAAUCUUCAAGAAUUUUAUUCCUUCUCCCUUGAGAUCUGCAACAAGCACAACGAUCACCAAAAUUUUAAGUGGGUAUCUGAUCAUCAGAUAUUGAAUAUGGCAAAGAAGUUAUGCUUGAGUGUGCCUUCAAAAACAAACAUGAUACCAGUUACACUGUCACCAUGUAAUGAAACCCUUGAAUUACAAAAGUGGGAAUGCAGAAAUGACACGCUGCUUGCCCUUGCACCAUCAACACCACAACAAGAACAAAAUCUGUUUUUAAAUCCUGCUGAUGGGCGUGAGACUAGGGUUAUAUUAUCAGAUAACCCCACCACAAAAAGUGUUUGGAAGAUCUAUGGAACAAAGAAGAGCUUGUGUGACCAGAAAUAUGAAGCUCUAUUUACUAUAGGCGGCAAUGCCUUCGGAGCACCUUGCAAGUUUCCUUUCAAGUAUACGAAUAAAUGGUAUGCUGAAUGCAUAGUUGAUGAUGAUGAACACAGACGACUUUGGUGUGGAACAACUUCGGAUGUGGACAAAGACUCUUUAACUGGAUAUUGUCCCAUAAAAGAUAAAAAUGAUAACUUUUUCUGGACCAAAAAUUACUGGACAGAAGAUCUCUACCAGAUCAAUUCCCACUCAGCUUUAACAUGGGAUGAAGCAAGAAAAAACUGUCUGCAACAAAGUUCAGAAUUAUUGACCAUCAACGAACUACAUGAACAAGCAUAUUUGACAGGAUUAACGCAAAAUGUAGACGCCAGCUACUGGAUUGCUCUUAGUAAUCCAGAUUUUGACAAUGGAUGGCAGUGGACUAAUGAACAGCCUUUAAGAUAUUUAAAUUGGGCUCCAGGUAGCCCUUCUUCAGAAACAGGAAAAAACUGUGGAUUAUUGCAGGGUAGGAAUGGCAAAUGGGCAAAUAAUCUGUGUGAACAGAAGCAUGGAUACAUCUGUAAAAGAGUGAACUCUUCAGUACAGGCACCUGGACCUUCUCCAGAUGAUCUUAAGCCAGUUAAAUGUCCAGGUGACUGGGUUGGAUAUGCAAAGCACUGUUACCGUCUGAACAGAGAUCGCAAAACGUGGAAGGAUGCCUCAGUCUCCUGCCAAAAGGAUGGUGGACAUUUACUAAGUAUACAUGACAUUGAGGAAUACAGCUUUGUUUUUUCUCAGCUUGGUUACAAAUCAACAGAUAAUUUGUGGAUAGGCCUAAAUGACCAGAAGACUUCUUCAUAUUUUGAAUGGAGUGAUGGUACUACAGUAAGAUUCAUCAGAUGGCAGAAAGGAGAACCCACACUUAUAAGCAACGUGCAGGAAGACUGUGUUAUCAUGAGUGGGAAGAAUGGAUACAUGGCGGAUCAUUUCUGCGAAGAUGAAUUAGGAUACAUCUGUAAAAAAGAGUCUUCAGAAUUUCUUCCUGAAACCGAAGUAGUUGCUGAUCCAAAAUGCCAAAAAGGCUGGAAAAGAUAUGGCUUCUAUUGUUACUUAAUUGGAAAGACACUUGGAACAUUUUCAGAAGCAAAGACAUCUUGUGAAACAAACCAUGGAUUUCUGAUCUCUGUUGAGAAUAGAUUUGAGCAGGCCUUCCUGACUAGCCAAAUUGGACACCGUCCUGAAAAAUAUUUCUGGAUUGGCCUUUCGGAUGUAGCGAAUCCAGGAACUUUCAACUGGACCAAUGGAGACACCAUUCAGUUCACUCACUGGAAUGCAAAAAUGCCUGGCCCAAAUCCCGGCUGCGUUGCCAUGAAAACAGGAGAAGCUGCUGGACUGUGGGAUGUUGUCAAUUGUGAGGAGAGGGCUGCCUUCCUUUGCAAGCAUUUGGCUGAAGGGGUGACACCUCCUCCAAUCCCGAGAGCAACGCCCCCUCCCCCAUGUCCUGAAGGAUGGACUGCAAGUCCAACGAGGAAUGUCUGCUUCAAGGCAUAUAAAGUGAAGAGACCUGAAAAGAAAACUUGGUAUGAGGCACAUUACUUUUGUACAUCAAUUGGAGGAGACCUGGCUUCUUUUCAUAAUAGACAAGAGUUUAUUUUACUGAAUGAACUAUCACAAUAUAAAAUGAGCUGGGUUGGUUUAAGAAUCAUGGAUUCCAGCCCAGGAUACACUUGGACUGACGGGUCUCCUGUAAACUAUGAACCAGCAAUAUAUUGGUUUUCAGAAAAUGAAAAUAAUGAAAGAUGCAGAUCAAUAUGGGGAAAUAAAAGAUAUUGGGAUGAAGAGAAAUGCUGGCUGUUAUAUAAUUGGAUCUGCCAAAUUACAAGAGGUUCAACCUUAAAAGAAGAACCAAAUGACAACUUUGAGAGUAAUUAUACAAGAAUUGAAGAUGGAUGGAUUCAAUUUGAAUACAAUGAGUAUUAUUUCAGUAAUACAACAAUGCCUGCAGAAAAAGCCCGGAAGUUCUGCAAACAACAUCAUGGUGAUCUUACCACCAUUGAGAAUAAACAAGAAAAAGUGUUUUUGCGGAAAUAUGCCUACCAUUAUGGAAUUGGUUAUGAUUCUUACAUUGGUUUAACCUUGGGUCUUGACAAAAAGUUUGGCUGGAUGGAUGGAACUCCCGUGACAUAUGAAGACUGGGCCCCCGGUGAACCCAACUUUGCAAAUGAUGAUGAAAACUGUGUAGUUAUGUAUUAUAAUUCAGGCAAUUCCUCUCUGCUGGAUAUUAUCAGAACUAGGAUAGCAGGGACAAAUCUGGCUUGCUUUCAAAUAUUUGGCUUCAGAGAAGAGGAGAAGAAAAACUGGAGUGCUGCGCGUGAUCACUGCAGAAACCUAGGAGGAAACCUGGCUAGUAUACCAAACAAAGCUGUUCAAGCUUUUCUCACAGUGCAGUUGAAAAGUGUUAGUGGUAAUAUUUGGACUGGAUUGACUGACACAAAUUGGUGGGGACGUUUCGUCUGGACUGAUGGGAGUGGAGUCUAUUUUACAAAUUGGGCUAAAGGGUCACCUCGUUCAUACGAUGGUGACUGUGUUUUUAUGGUGACAAAACCUGAAAGACUUGCAGGAUAUUGGAGAGUUGGAGCCUGUUCUUCUAAUAUGUCCUAUAUCUGCCAAAAAAAUACUGGUCCUGAACCUUACUCUGAACCAACGGAUCCAGCAUCUCAUUAUAUCAGUUAUGGAAAUAGCAGCUAUUCUAUGGUUAGUCCCAAGAUGACCUGGGAAGAAGCAAGGAAGAAAUGUGAAUCUGAAAAUUCAAAACUGGCUGCCAUUCUAGACCCCUAUGCAGAAUCAUUCAUAUGGCUGCAAGUGCUCAAAUACAAGGAGCCUGUAUGGAUUGGACUAAGCAGCCAAGAGAGAGAUGCUGGGUAUAAGUGGGUAAGUAAAUGGAUGCUAGCAUACACUAACUGGGCUGCUGAAGAACCAAGGCAUAACACCGGCUGUGUCUACCUAGACAUUGAUGGUUAUUGGAAAACAGGAAACUGCAGUGAAAAAUACUAUUCUGUUUGUGAGAGAUAUAAUGGUAUAGUACCAACUGAGAAGCUACAAUCAGCAGGAAAAUGCCAAACUUCCAAAAACAGACAAGAAUCUUGGAUUCCUUUUGGAGAUCAUUGCUAUAAAUUUUACCUUUCAUGGGCAUCUUGGUCACAUGCUGCCCUGUUAUGUGAUCAGAUAGGUGGUGCCUUGACUUCAAUCAAAGAUUCAGUUGAAUUACACUUUUUAAAGGAAGAAAUGGAAAUACUUGGAUCUAUGGAGUUUUGGAUAGGCUUAUACAGUAAUCAGGAAGGAGAAUGGAUGUGGAAAGAUAAUAGUAACAUCGCUUUUGUCAACUGGAAUAAGCCAGAUGAUCACGAAGAAAAUGAUAGAAGCGAGAUCUUAAGUAACAGGUGCAUUUUCAUGAAUAGUAAAUCUGGAUUUUGGUUCGAAAGCUACUGUGGAUCUUAUUCAUCAAGAACAUUUGUUUGUAAAAGAAACAAAAUUAUUGAAGAAUCAGCUGUAAACACUACAAAAAUACCAGUGCAGAAAGGAGGGGAACUUCUAUCAACACAUGGCACAGCUGUGGGGGUAAUUAUCCCAAUUAUCUUCAUAGUCAUCGGUGCAGGAAUCGCAGCCUAUAUUUUCUAUAGAAGAAGAAACAGACCACAAGUCUCUGCUGGAUUUGACAAUUCUUUGUACAGUGACAAUGUGGUUAUUCUUCAUAAGGAUUCACAAUCUCUUGUAGACAAUCAAGAAUUAAAUAAACAAAUAUAACUGGCAUCUUGCUGUGGAUAAGGCCCACUGGAUACAAUACAUU